Saccoglossus kowalevskii is the source of this 1184-nucleotide messenger RNA. RefSeq names its product mesp-like protein bHLH transcription factor. Gene Ontology annotation, molecular function: RNA polymerase II transcription regulatory region sequence-specific DNA binding; protein dimerization activity; DNA-binding transcription factor activity, RNA polymerase II-specific. NCBI's taxonomy places the organism in Eukaryota, Metazoa, Hemichordata, Enteropneusta, Harrimaniidae. Gene Ontology annotation, biological process: developmental process; regulation of transcription by RNA polymerase II. The record is from RefSeq and is marked provisional.
ACAGGUUCCAGAUUUCACCAGUUGCCAGUAUAAUGACUACUCUUACCAGACGUAUCCAUUUGAAGAUUCUAUGUAUCCAGAUUCCAUACCGUGUAUCGAGUAUGACAAGGAUGAGUGUCACGGGAAUCAUCUGGUUACGAAAAACGAUCAACAAUGCACACCGAUGUCUGUACACUCCCACACAAGCCUGGCAGAUCAAGUCAACGCCAUCGACUUCCAAAAUCUUUCACAGGGUACGGAAUACGAUGAAUGUCACGGUCUGUCCGGCAACGACGAGUGUGGCGAAUUAGAAAGAGAACCAACACCGUCAUACACAUGGAAAAGAGACAGAACGCGUCAGGGUACCGGCGUCAAAGACAGAAGUUUGGCUAACAAGAGAGAAAGAGACCGAAUGCACAAAAUCAUUGACGGUCUUGGCAGUUUGCGACAAGUUUUACCUAAGUCAGUUUCAACGAAGCGGCUCUCGAAGAUCAACACCCUAAAGUCGGCCAUUGAGUAUAUCGGUUAUUUAGGGAAUCUCUUGGAGCACGGAGAGGACAAUUGUGACGCCAUACUCAAUCAGAAAUACCGGAAACACAUACAAGAACUGCGUAGCAGUCCAGCAUCUACAAGUCAGCAAAAACAAUCCAACCAGACACAAAAUGAGAUCGUAUCUCGAAAAACGCAGACCUCCUACAGGCGAGCCACACCAGUUUCAACCUUAGUUCCAGCAUCACCAUGUCAGCAUCAUCACCAUGACAGCAAAGCGAAAUUUGCCACCAAUGAAGAGAUAGUCCAUUCAUAUACUGCAAUGAAUAACAACGUCUACAGUCCGAUUUCCGAGGACGCGGACUACUGCAUGCUACACUGAUUUCUACUAUAGUAAUAUACCCUUUGAUGUAAACUUGCAACUACAGAGGCAGAGCCCACCGUGACUUCAUUCAAUAAUCGAGCCACGAAGACUCUAGGAACCGCGACAGCAACUUCGUUUCAUCUUAUAACUGUUACCCGGACUGUUACCGAGAAAGAAGAAACAAAACACAAAACUAAGACGCUCGUUUGAAAUAAAUUUGUGCUUAUGCUAUGACUCGAUUACUAAGAGUCAACGUUUUUGAAUUGAUUUCGAUGACUGUAAAAUAUGGAUGUUUUAUACUUUAUUUAUUUUAAUAAUUUAAUUAAAAGCAUGAUGUAAAUAUAUGAUUGUA